UCCUUCGAGCCUCAUUAAGAGCAUCUUGCUUUUCCUUUUCAAGUUGAACUUCAACAUCAUCAAGCAAUUUCUUCACACCCAGUGUUUUGAAAUGGCGGUUAUGGCGGCACCAUAACGGUAUGGCGUGGCGGGUUUUGACCCUGCCGCCAUUCACCGGACGCCGCGAUGGGGUUAUAACGGGGGGCGCCAUGGCGGCCGCAAUUGCGGUGGCGCCAUGGCGGGACGCAAUGCAUAUGGCAGAAAUAGCGGGCUGUUUUGGGUUUUCCAGAAAAAAUUGAGGGUAGUUUGGGUAAUUUAAUAAACCUAGGUCAGAUCCCACUAACCACUAACCCUAAUUUUCAGCCCCUCACUCAUAACUCCCUCCUCUGCCUCUUGUUCAAAAAAAAUUCCCUCUCUUCGUCUCUGUGCUCUCAUCUCUGCGAACCAGAUUUCUUCACCAGCCCUCAUCCAUCACCACCGUCCGUCGCGCCGUUCGUCGCGCCACCCAAUGCGCCGCCCGUCUCUGUUCUCUCAACACUGCUGCUCAUCACCUUUUGACACUGCUGUAUACAAUGUCCACUUCUAGACAAGUCCUUGAUUCUAAUGCUCCUACCCCUGCCUCUGCUGGUCCCACUGUUGGUGCUGCCCCUGUUGGUCCUGCUCCCGCUGCAGCUGUCCGCUCUAAUAGAGUUGACCCAGGCUGGAAAUAUAUUAGUACAGUAGAAGAAGGAAAUACCAAUGACACCGUAUGUACUUUUUGUGGAAAAAUUAUGAAAGGAGGCAUCACACGGGCAAAAGAGCACUUAAUGAUCAAGCCUGGAAACGUUGCUGGAUGUAAAAUGGUUCCAAAAGAUGUUAUUGCUGAAUUAUGGGAGUAUUACCAUAAAAAAAAACGAGGAAGACAAAGUGCCACCCCGGAAAGCACCGAAGAACAGAGUGUCAAUGCUAGGAAACUUGACUUAGAGAGUUUGGGGUUUGGAUUGUCGGAGGAAGAUGCUCAAGAGAUUGAUGAACCUUAUAAUCCAGCUCCAAUGGCAGCAGCUAGAGGGGGUGCAAGUAGUGCUAGAGGGGGUGCAACUAGCAUGAGAGGUCCAAUGGACUUGUUUGUUAGAAAACCUGAAACUGCCAUUGCAAGAAGCAAAAGAGAGAAAUUGAGGCAAUAGAACAUCAAGGAAGCA
Arachis ipaensis is the source of this 1157-nucleotide messenger RNA. The record is from RefSeq and is a predicted model, not a curated record. Lineage: Eukaryota; Viridiplantae; Streptophyta; Magnoliopsida; Fabales; Fabaceae.